Molecule: messenger RNA, 2327 nt
Organism: Triplophysa dalaica
Lineage: Eukaryota; Metazoa; Chordata; Actinopteri; Cypriniformes; Nemacheilidae
Gene: crfb12
Product: cytokine receptor family member B12
Exons: 8
Coding region: 236-1582 (448 amino acids)
Molecular function (GO): protein binding
Source: RefSeq, a predicted model, not a curated record
UUUGUCAGUUCCUGCAUAGACUGAAAGAGUUUGUUUUUCAGAUAUCUAAUAUUUUCUUGGUAAACUCACAUUCUCUGUAGUCACAGAGUGAAAGUGUGUUGUUUAUUUUGCCAUUUGUCAUUUGUUUAUAUUGGUAUGCUGCUGGUAACUGCGAUGCAUCAGCUGUCUUCAAGAAUAUUUUACAUAUACACGACGAGAUGGCAAUCAUAGGUGUUUGACGUGGUAGGAUGACGUGAUGACCUGGUUUAUAACCUGCAGCUUCACAUUCCUCCACAUAUACCUGGUAUCAUCUAAAGCAAUCCUCUUUCCUCCAAUGAACCUUACUGUGAACCUGUUGGAUUUUAUCGCUACCGCUGAAUGGAUACCUGGACCAGGGAACCCUCCAGGCACCAGAUAUACCAUGGAGUCUAUACCUCUACAAAACAUAUCUGGAGGAAAGUGGAAUCGAUCUCCAACCUGCUCAGGCAUAGCCACACUGAAAUGUGACCGGACCUUUGACCAAUCCGAAGAUCUUCAUUGGAAUUACUUUCUAAGGGUCAAAACCACGUUUAAAGGGAGGAGCUCCAAUUGGACGACUAUAUCAAAGUCUUUUCAGCCAUACGGGGAAACUCGCCUGAGCUCCCCAGAUGUAAACAUCUCAACUGAGCGACACAAGAUUUCCAUAAAUUUCAGCCACAGGCUGGAAUUAAAUCCAUGGACCAAACCCCUGGAAUUCCUCAUAUGUCUCUUUGAGUGCGAUUCUGAUGGGUUGAACUCUAAGUUUGUAGCCCAGGCAUCAGCCUCAACAUCUCCUCAUAUUUUUCUUGAUGUGCCAUCUGGCAAGAACUACUGUGUUAAUGUUUCUGCUAGUCAUCAAAAAGUCUCGCAGAAAAACAACUUCAACGCGACCAGAUGUUUCUUUAUGUCAGAUUCUCCAAAAAGUCAUUCAGGUGUAAUUGUGUUUAGUGUGGCCAUGGUGGCUAUUGCAGUCGGGGUUAUUUUGACGUCCAUCUAUAUUUACAUAAAGAUGAUUAAAAAUAAGGAUAGAAGACUUCCAGGAGCUCUGUUAGUUUUUGCAGGAACUAAAAUGGUCUUAAAUUUUUGUCCUGAGAAAAUACAUGUCAUUUCAUCGAUGUGGUCGAAUGCAGUUACGAACACAGAGAAUGCUUCUGCAUCUGAGGAGAAUGAUUCUCUACUCUACCAUCCCAGACAGUGUACAAAUAUUAUCAUCAGUCCAUCAUCUGUUAUCAAGCAAGAACCUGCCCUCCAUCUACCAGACCCUGUUGAGCAGGCAGAAUCCCUGAAUCGAUGUUUCUCAAAUUACAUUUUAGCUACUGAUUUGGAAGAGAGUGAAGAAAAUGUAAUAUCUGAAUACGAUAAUUGUAAUACCCAUCUUGGCAACGCAGUCGCAUUUAUUUCUACCUCAAACCUUUCAUUGUCUUCCGAGUCUGAAACACCACAAUUACAUACUGUGAGGAUGAAGCUGGAUAUAGAUGCAGAGGAAAUAGAGAGUUGGGGUGACGAGGAGGAUGAUGUCUCAUUCUGCGAUGAUUCUUUCUCAAAUGGCGGCUACGAGCCAAGGGUUAAUCCAAGAGUUUCUUAAAGUGGAUGGGUUUCAUGAUAUUUAAAAUGUUUAAAGGAAUAGUUCACCUAAAAUUCUGUCAUCUUUUAUUCACCCUCAUAUGGUUCAAACCAUGUAUAUGACUCCCUCUUCACAAAAGAAAAUAUUUUGACAUAACGGUCAAUUAACACUGAAAUAAUAUUUAUUUGGGGGUGAACUAUCUCUUUAAGACCACACGAGUUCAGACCUGCUGGACAUGCAAGAACUCCCUUAUCAAGAAUUCAUGACCUACCAGAUCAGACUCGGUACACGGAUACAUUUUUGAACACUUGAGCCAGCAAGCAGUGAAGUGGAACUCUUUCUGACAGAGUUGGACGAAACAUUGGACCCAACAUCCAGUAUUAUGGAAGAAUAUAAUAAUAAAUAAAUGUGCACUCAACACUUUGAUAACAGACUCUCGGUGUUACAUGAAGCAGUUUAAUAUCUGAUCAACCUGGAAGCUGGCCUUUUACUGUUUUAUUUGAAAUGUUACUCAUGUUCUAACCUGUAUUUUGACUUAUUUAAAUAUCAAUAAUGACUGCAUCCCACACUGUGUUAUAACACUAUUAGUGUAUGGCAUCUUUGUGCCUGUGACUCCAUUUUUCGUUUCUCAAAAAAAGACAAAAAAAUGUAUGCUAUACAUUUAUUUAUGUGUAUGACAUGAACAGUUUUGUUGAAAAUAAAUAGUGGUAAACAUUAAUGUGCAAUAACACCAAAAUGAAGUACAAUAAAUUGAUUUCUAUUUACA